Messenger RNA from Seminavis robusta, 908 nucleotides. Lineage: Eukaryota; Bacillariophyta; Bacillariophyceae; Naviculales; Naviculaceae. The record is from the annotation of a GenBank genome assembly.
UGCAGUACUAGCUAGUACUCGUGCCCGACCUCAUAACCCGAAAUAUCCAGAAGUGCGAACAAGACAAGCCAUGAUCUGUGGACCUACCUCAGUGAAAGCUCAUCGGUUUUGACAAUCAAGGUCUCAAAAAACGCUCAGUCGUCAAGUACAACCAGGAAGAAACAAUGAAGCAGCAGGUCCAAGAAAUCCUCCCAUUGCUGGUGCUGUUCUCUCUACCUGCAUCGCUGCUGAUUUCUGGAAGUGAGAGCAGUGAAAUGGAAGAUGCGAAUGUCUUGAUCCCUUUCAAGGCAACUUUGGCUUUCCUUCUGGUGGGUGCGUUUGCCAAAGAGUACACGGAGUGCCUUCCAAUUCGAAUGGUGGCCUCGUUGUCUGUUCCAAUCCACGUUGUCGCUGGCACGUUCACCUCCAUGUGGAUGGCAGAAAAGGCAAACAUCUCGUGGACGACUUCCUUGCUUUGGGCUCCCCUUCUUGUGUUGGGCUUGGUUCUCUUGGUGCUGACCAACGCUUCGUUCGUCACCAAAGGCGACGGCACCCUAAGUCCUUUGGAUCCACCCAUGAAGCUGGUGAUUGAGGGACCAUAUCGCCAUGUGCGAAACCCCAUGAUCUCAGGGAUUGUUUUCAUCAUGGCUGCCAUCACUUUGGCUGCCGGCGUGCCGGCCCGAAUGCUCAUAUUCACCCUUUGGUUUUUUCUCGCACACACAUUGUACAUCGUGUUCGAAGAGGAGCCCAAACUCCGAGAACGCUUUGGAGCUGACUACGAUGCCUACGUCCAGAAAGUCAACCGCUGGGUUCCUACUUUUACGAGCAUUGGAGUCGGCCGUGCCUGAGCGGAGUUUUCUGCUCGAUUGCCUCAUUCCGCCAUGAGUAUGUUCCUUGCUGUAGUGUAACCUAAUGAAUCGUGUUCAUUC